This is a messenger RNA of Asterias rubens (European starfish), 1797 nucleotides long. Its product is annotated as vesicle-trafficking protein SEC22a-like. Gene Ontology annotation, cellular component: endoplasmic reticulum-Golgi intermediate compartment; ER to Golgi transport vesicle membrane; SNARE complex. NCBI's taxonomy places the organism in Eukaryota, Metazoa, Echinodermata, Asteroidea, Forcipulatida, Asteriidae. Gene Ontology annotation, molecular function: SNAP receptor activity. The coding region runs from base 432 to 1373 and encodes 313 amino acids. The transcript is spliced from 6 exons. Gene Ontology annotation, biological process: endoplasmic reticulum to Golgi vesicle-mediated transport; retrograde vesicle-mediated transport, Golgi to endoplasmic reticulum; vesicle fusion with Golgi apparatus. The record is from RefSeq and is a predicted model, not a curated record.
GACCAGAGAGCGACGUGUCCUGAAUCCCGUCCCACAUUAAUAACUAAACUAAAGUCAAGAGUCUGUUUACACUCCAUUCUACCUCCAUGGUUUACAAACUACAUGAGCAGCCGCCAAAGCUCCACAGAUAAUUACGUAACUACUUGAAAGGUUUGGUUGGAUUAUCGUGAUCAUGAAUGUUCUUUGAUUUUGAAGAUCCCGGACCUAGCAUACAGGAUUACAGUCGGUCAGUACGCUUGCAAUUGCAUGCAGCGCUGUGUGCAGUCAGGUUGAUGAGGGACCCCGGUUGAGGUAGGUGUAGUGAUGAGUGAUGAGUGAUCCGUGGCCAGCUGGUGUGGUUGAUUCAUCAUAAAAAUUUCGCAACGGCCGAUCCGUCCUUCUUCGAUCCGCCCAAUCUUGCCAGUUCCCUACGGGAGCAUUACCGGAUCGUCAUGGUCCAGUUUGCGAUGAUAUCCCGUCUUAAGGAUGGUCUUCCCCUGUCGGCGACCACCGACCACGAGCCCAGCGAAGCUGUGCUCAUUAGUAAGAAGUACGCUAAGCUCAUCGCCAAGAGAGCUUCUCGCUACCCAGAUAGAUGUUCGCUAUUCACAGGACAUCAUUGGUUACAUCUUAUUUCAUCCCUUGGUGUGUGUUUCAUCAUGAUGUGUGAGGAGAACUACCCGGCGGUCUUGGCAUUCUGCUUCCUGGAUGAGAUCCAAAGAUCCUUCAUCUCUACUUAUGACGGUAAACGAGUGGAGAGCUGUCGGAGACCGUACGCACUCAUUGAAUUCGACACUGUGAUCAAAAAGACAAAACAGCGCUUCAACAACACAAGGACAUUACAGACUAAAAUAAACCUAACAGAUAUGUCGCAAGAGGUUAAGCUUCGCCCACCUCAUCGCAUCCGCAUCGAAGACCUGGGUCCCAUACCUGGUGAUAACUACCCAUCGGAGAAAAAUGGAGUUGCUCGUGUGUAUCGCCCCCAAGCUGAAAACCAUCAGCAGCUCAUACCACUGGACUGGUUAGGUAAACUGACUCUCGCCCUUUGCUCGCUCUGCCUCACACUCAACCUUAUACGAGUUGGGAGGAUAUUCAACGCUGGACCCAUGAUUUUAGACGAUGAUAUUCACUUCACCGCGUUGUCAGCUUUUCUGUUUCUCGGCGCCAGCAUCUUUGGUCUCGCACAGAGUUACCUUCUUCUAUAUCGGACAUCUUGGAGGACUUUUAAGAAUCUGUUUGUGAUGCUUUGUCUGACGUCCAUCGAGGCCUAUCUCUUUCUACACGCCUACCGUUACGGUCUGACGUCCUUCUUCAAUAUAGGCAUCGCUGUGUUUGCUGCUGUGAGAAUUCAAACUCGGACAAUACCGCCGAAGUUACCUGACUACACUGUAUGAUGUCACUCACACUAAACUUUCGUGUAUUUGUUUGACUGUUUCGUCAAAAUUAUCUGCCUACUUUGUAUGAUGCCAACAAACUGUCUCACAUUUUUGUUGUGGUGGUCCUGAAACAAUGUUCGCUGCUCAACUACUUGGGCCCUGCCAGACAGUAUGGACAAAGUUGCCAACCUUUUUUUUAAACAGUUAUUUUGUGUUGUUGGUGGAGAAGGUUGUGAUUGACUUAGUAACAACAAGGUCAAAUCAAAUCAAACUGAACUGCCAAAUAUAUAUGUCCUGUCUACAGUUAGUGAUGGGAGUACCAUAAACAUCUCACAAAAAUAAAGUAAGGUCACAACAAAGUCGCAAUUGAAAUAAACUUUUUUUACGGCCCAAUUUCAUGGAGUUGGUUAAAGGGACACUAUUGGUAAUUACUCAAAAUAAU